AUGGCACAAACGCUAGCGAUGCCUAUAGCUCCCUCUCUCGCCCUAAUCUCAAACUCCAGACCUCUUUCCAGAGCUUUCUAUUUCCCUGUUCUCAACCCUCCCAAGGUGAGAGAGUUAAGCAUAGAGUGCGCUCGAGUUGGCAGAGUGGAGAUUCUGAACAACAAGAGAAUUGAGUUCUCGCUACAGUACAUCCAUGGAAUCAGAAGGAGCAGAGCUCGCAAGAUUCUCUGCGAUAUAAGCAUGGACAACAAGGUCACUAAGGAUCUCAGCGAAGAGGAUCUCAUCACUCUUAGAGAUGAAGUCUCCAAAUACGUCAUUGAAGGCGAUUUGAGGAGGUUUAAUGCGCUGAAUAUAAGGAGAUUGAAGGAGAUUCAAUGUUACAGAGGAUAGGUAGAUAGGUAAGUUUGCUGAAGAAGGCAAACGAAAUAUCAGUG
Molecule: messenger RNA, 434 nt
Organism: Arachis stenosperma
Lineage: Eukaryota; Viridiplantae; Streptophyta; Magnoliopsida; Fabales; Fabaceae
Product: 30S ribosomal protein S13, chloroplastic-like
Exons: 3
Coding region: 1-390 (129 amino acids)
Biological process (GO): translation
Cellular component (GO): small ribosomal subunit; mitochondrion; ribosome
Molecular function (GO): structural constituent of ribosome; RNA binding
Source: RefSeq, a predicted model, not a curated record